Trichobilharzia szidati is the source of this 1833-nucleotide messenger RNA. NCBI's taxonomy places the organism in Eukaryota, Metazoa, Platyhelminthes, Trematoda, Strigeidida, Schistosomatidae. The record is from the annotation of a GenBank genome assembly.
GGUGAGGACAUGGACGCAGAAUUGGAAGUUUCUGUAAGUUUACGCGUAGAAUAUGCAUUUCAGAUACCGAUAAUAUGUACAUUGUAUAUACUUCUCAAACAUGGGGAAUUAAGUUCUUGUAUUCACUUCUGGAUCUAUACCAUGGUAAUAAUCUUUGUUGACUAAUUUGGCAGUUUCAUUAACCAUACAGAACUGCUAGUUACACGAAAGCAGGUUACUAGCUAAAGGAUAAUUAUAUUAAAAGAAAAAUAAGUCUCUAGAUCAUUAUUUGGAAAAAGUAACGAGUCACUGUUUAUCCAUUUGAGAGAUGUUUGAAGAUGAGUUCGUUUGACUAGGAUUCUUGAAAUAUUUAGAGCUGCUGAACUAUUAUUUGGGGCGACAUUACGGGUAGUAAUUAGGAUGUGUUAAACGUUUUCUUUCUCGAAUCUUCAGACAUUUUACUGUUAUUGUCUUCACAUUUGCUGUAUGAUCUAAACUUAAUAGCAGUCAAACAAUAAAUCUAUGAAUUCCCUCAGUAUCCAACUUCAUCGAUUACGUUCAGAAAAUAUGCGAUUAGAUACAUUGUGUAAAAAUUUAUCACAAAAAUCAGAAGAAAACGCUAAGCUGUUAAGUGCUCGGGAUAAAGAAAUAUCUACAUUAUCUACUUUGUAUAGUGAAACUGAUAAAUUGUAUGAAAAAGAAAGGCAACGUUGUCGAGAUUUAAGAACGGAAAUAUCAAGUUUAAAACAAUUUCUUCGUGAAGCUGAAGCUAUGAAGGCUGAAGCUAUCCAACUUCGAAAAGAAACUGAAGACAUGCAAAAUGUGAAGAAAUUAAUAUCCUCAUCAGAAGACGCUGCACGUGAGUUAUUUUCUCGGUACACAUCGAAAUAUGAGGAUUCAUCGAAUGGUUCGUUAAAUAAAAGUCAAAAUAAUUCAGAAUUAUUAUCACUUUGUAAAUGGGCGUCUGUUUUACGAUCAGAAUUGACAGCUACGCGUGAAAAACUUAGAAGUUAUCGAACAGAAUUAUCUCGUGUCCGAAAACUUCAAAUUUCUGCUUCACAAAAAAUAGCACGUGCUGAAAAUAAUGCCAAUGAAUACAAACAACGUGUUCAUACUUUAGAAAAUGAAUUAUCGAAAUUAAUUGGACAAAUCCACUCGACUACUAUUGACAAGAACGAGCAACAAGUUGUAUCAUCGAAUAGUCCUCAUAAUCAGACAACAUGUAAAACGCCUACUGCAUCAAUUUCCUGUCGUCCUUCUACUUCAUCUGUGUCUCCUGGAUGUUCAUUAGCUCUGAAUGAUAGUUCGUUAGUUACACCACCGGUAAAACCAACAACUAAAGAAUUAACAACACCUGAUUUUCUGUUACUGAGUCCAUGGGAACAAUCAGCUACUGUCACUCCAAAGACGGAUUUUGUAACUCCUGCCAAUCCAUUUCGUGUUGCUCAGAAGCAGCCAGCUAGUCCUCCGAAGCUAAGUAUUUCUACUUCACAAACUUAUAGUCGUACUUUAUUAUUUUCACCUGAAAUAAAUGCUGUUGAUAAAAAUUCAAGUAAGAGCAGCCCAGCCAAUCAAAGACGACCAUCUAGCUUUUAUCAAAUGUCAAUUAUGCGUCAACAUUCAAAAAUUGCUGACAGGUAUACUGUGCCGAAUUAUAAUAAUAAUAAUAAAUCUGUCAAUAGCAAACUUCAAUUCCCUAAACCACUUGAAAAAACUGAUGUGAAAUUAACCAAGUCUAUUGAAAAUAAAGUAGACAGUAGUAUUGGUGCUGGGGCGAAACGUGUAGUACACAGUGUAAAAAAAUCUGUUUCAUAUAUUUCUAAAACUUCUAAAUUGGAUAAUUUUGUAAUGAAG